This is a messenger RNA of Chelonia mydas (Green sea turtle), 2825 nucleotides long. RefSeq names its product nudix hydrolase 8 (gene NUDT8). Gene Ontology annotation, molecular function: coenzyme A diphosphatase activity. NCBI's taxonomy places the organism in Eukaryota, Metazoa, Chordata, Testudines, Cheloniidae. The transcript has 6 exons. The record is from RefSeq and is a predicted model, not a curated record. Bases 1773 to 2468 code for a protein of 231 amino acids.
GUCACCGGGAGAGGUCUGUUAAUGGGCGGAGAGGCUGGCUCAGGGGCUAUCUUUGUUGAGGGCAACGCGGGCGCUUUGACCCCGCAGUGUCCGAGGAGCUGCCUGGACUCGCAGCUGCGGAAGCCUGUUGGCUCCUGUUGGUCGGGAGCUGCCCAGCCCGGGCCUCUGCCCCUUGGCCAGGGUGGCUUGAGCGUGGCCGCUGGACUCAGCGCGCACGGUGACUCCAAGUCCAAAUAUUUCAGCACGAGCGAAAGGUGGAAAAACCACUAGACCCAAGUCACGGCUAUUGUGAGAAAGUUUGCGGAGGUGGCGAAGAGAGGCAGUGCUACAGAAAUUGCAAAGAACAAGCGAGUGGUACGACUGAGAUCUCAGGCGGGAAACCUUUUUGCUGAAUGCAGUGGAAAGAAGGAGAUGCCCAGAACUGACUGACUUUGGCUAAACAUCUGUGAGCGUUAGACUCAGACUCUGAGGGUGAAGGUACUGAUAUUACUGCAUUGCCAUUGCCAAGUACGUCAGAAGGAAGCUGGAUCCAGGUCAGCCAAAGACAACGAGCAGGAAGUGUCAUGUUGUUUUCAAUCACAAAUGGUUUUGUUGUUUUCAAUCACAAAUGGUUUUGUAACAAAAACAACUCCAGAACUGAAACAAAAGAGAGACUGGAAAAUUGCUAAUUUUUUUUGUAGCAGUAAUAUUCCCGUUUUUGUUAUUGAGCAUCCAACUUUUCAAGCAAUGAACAGCUGCCUACGGCCAGGCUACCGAGCACCCAGUCAAAAGCGGGUACCAGGUGAACAGUGAAAUGCAGUUACUGAUGGCUUGAGGGGUGGAAGCAUGCAACAAAUUACAUGGAAAAACAGUUACGGCCGGCGUAACUGUGUGGAUUGCUCACUGUGUGCAAAUAGGGAAGACUGCUUCAUGCGUCAGUGGUUGAUAUGGUAUGCAAUAAGAAGCCUGGACAGUACUAUGCUACACUGGCAAGAGAAGCCAAGGCAUUAGCAAAUGAACUGUACAGUUGCAUUGUGAAGAGCGACAUGACAGAAAAUAAGAAAAAGAUGGAAAGUAUGAUUGAUUUGGAAGACGAUGGAUGUGCAUCAUAUUGACUCAAUCUUCUUGGACAAGAACGUACACUAAGUGCUUUGAUGAAACGUAGAUUGCCAGAAUAUUUUUGUAAAUUGCUGUCAGCCUAGAGCUUGGUUCAAAGAAUGCCAAAUCCCCAGUGACACGAUGGAACAAUCAAAUAACAUGCCUGGAAACGUGUUAAAAAUCGGCCACAUUAUCUCAGGAUUGUGAGAACUCAUGAGGCAGAAUUUGAAGAUAGAGCGAUCAGUAUAAUUAAUACGCAAGGAAUUUACCAAGAAGCAAAGAACUUGAUCACUCAAUUGAAACCAGUUGCGGUGGCACUUGACACACUCCAAAGGGACACACAUCAACAGUUGCUGUUACAUGUGAAGUAUGGUUGGAUCUGCAGAUAAAUGAAGAUCUUGCACCACAUAAAGCAAAAGUACAAAAGAGACGUCCUGAGGCAAUUACUCCUGUACACAUGUUGAUCAAUCUCCUUCUCAGGAAAAUACUCAGGAAAGAAACCGUCAGCUGAACAAGAAUAUAUUGCAAAGCAGUGGGUGCUUGGCAUAAAUCUGAAUGUUGCGCAAUAUUUACUUGCAUUUAAAGCAGAAGGAUGUCUGGAUUCAAAAAUCUACGUUUUCAUCCACUAUGAAGAAAAAGGAUGGGAAAAUCUGAAGGAUGCUGAUAGUCCAUCUAACUUCAUAGAACUGGGUGUGAUGUUCCCUGCCCUGCACCACCUCCGCCUGGGCGCCCGCCCCACACUUGGUGCCAGGAGGGCAGGCGGCUCUGCAGGGGGGUACCUGUCCCGGGAGAAUGAGCAGCGGUGCCGAGGGCUGCUGGAGGCCUCCACCAGACGCUACCGGCAGGAGGCGGUGGCAGCGGCUGUGCUGGUGACGCUGUGUUCUGUGGGCGGGUACCCUGCGCUGCUGUACACGCUGCGCUCCAGCACGCUGACGGGCCAGCACAAGGGAGAUGUCAGUUUCCCGGGCGGCAAACGCGACAGCUCCGACCAGGAUGUGAUUGCCACAGCGCUGAGGGAGACUCAGGAAGAGCUGGGCCUGCACUUGGGGGCUGAGAGCGUCUGGGGAGUCAUGAGACCCCUACCCACCGGGAGGGGACUGACUGUUGCUCCCGUCCUGGCACAUCUGGGCCCCUUGGAGUGUGUGUGUCUGAGCCCCAACCCACAAGAGGUCGAGGAUGUUUUCACCAUCCCUCUGUCUCACCUGCUGCAGGCCCAGAACCACGGUUACACCCACUUCCGCCACCAGGGUCGCUACAGCCACACGCUGCCCAUCUUCCUCAACAGCCGCUACCGGGUGUGGGGGCUGACGGCCAUCAUCACGGACCUCACGCUGGAGCUGCUGGCGCCCAGCGCCUACCGCCGGAGAACACGCCCACCCAGCUCCCGCUGAGCCCCCAGCCCACCUGCGCUAUGGACUGCCCCAGCCCCGCAGCAUGGAGAGAGCCAGCUGGCCGGUCUGGGUGAGGUCCCCCUGGAGGCAGAGAGAGCCAGCGGGGGCAGGCUGGGUGAGGUGUCCCCUCACCUCAAGGGCAGAAAGAACAAGGGGAGCAGGCUGGGCAUGCCUGCCCCAGGAGCGUGGGACAGAGCUGAGGGGGUGACCCCAGGAGGGAAUCCCCAGCCCCUGAUAAUGCUGCGGGGGAGAAGAGUUACAUGGUGUCGGGAGGGGGGAUACUGGUGAGACCUGCGUGAGCCGUGAUGCUGAAGCCUGCUGUAUUUCAUGUGGGGCCUACGCAUAAACAAACCUCCC